CUACAAUCGAUUUAAAAAAUCGAGAAUCGAAACGAAAAGAUCGAUUGUUCGAUUAAUCGAUUUCGAUUGCGCAUUACUACCUUGCGGAAAAAAAAUAAAUAAUAAUACUUUCUUAGAUAUCUACUGACAGAUGUCAAUUUAUGUACUAAAUUUAUGUAUUAAUAAUUAAUUAACUCUAUUUAUAUUGACAUGUAAUUAAGUUCAAAGUUCUGUUAAAUACAUGGUUUGUGAUAUUCCGAAAAAAUUUUCGAGAUGAUAAAAUAAAAUAUUACUGUUCAAGUCAUAAAAUUUAUUAUGAAUUAUGAGAAGGUAUUUUAUAUUUAUUUUCACAUAUUAAAAUUCAGGAGUGUGAUUUGCAGCUAUCAGACAAAUUAUAAAUUUUAAAUAAGGUGAAAGCCCUUAUACCCGCUCACUUUUCAUGGGAGUGAGAUUAAACCAUAAUUAUAAGUGAUAAAUAAUAAAAGAAAAAGUUCGUAUACUAGAUCUUCAUAUAUUAAUAUAUAAUUUACAAAAAUUACCCGACAGUUUAUUCAGAGCAAAGUAACAUUUAUUUGUCAAGCAAAUAAAAACACAACAAUGACUCAUAGAUUAUUUUUUUACGACCAUAUUUGUCGAGACGUAAUAGACAAUCAAAUUUUAAAAAAAAACCUCGACAUCAAUGCCACUGGUAUCUAUCACGGUCGGAAAGAUUUUACUCUUCUGCAUGCCGCCGUUGCAAACAGCGACGACAAAUUAGUUGAAUAUCUACUGACGAAAAACAUAAACAUCAACGCGACAACGAGUUACAACGAAACUGCUCUUCACAUCGCAGCAGAAAGGAAUAAUUUGGAUAUCGUUGACCAACUGAUCACACACGGCGCUGAUAUUUCGGCGGUAGCCAAUUACGGGUUGAAGCAAAACUGGACCCCACUGCACUGCGCGAUUCGUUACAGGAACGAAGAUAUCGUACAGUUUUUGCUGAACAGAGGCGCGCGAUUUAAAAUAAGCGAUUGCGAGUGCGCGCUUCAUUUUUCAGUUAAAUUGGGAAUUUUAAAUAUCAUCGAGUUGUUGUUCAAACAUUUCGAUGUUCGUUUGCCGUGCAUCUGUCAAGAUCGCAAUGAUCCUUCGUUACUUUAUCUCGCUGUCCAGCAUGACCACGAAGAAGUUGUCAAGUUUUUGAUAAACAAGUACAAUAAUGUCCGCAGGAUGAUCAAAAGUAACGAAUUAAUUCUUCAUUUAGCCGUGAGGAACAAUUACUACGAGACAGUCAAAGAACUUUUGCACGGAAAUGUUGACAUAAAUAUUUUUGACAGCAAGAAAAAUCAGACGGCGCUAGAUGUCGUUGAAACGACCGCCAUCUCCAGUAUGCUAAAAAGACAUAUAAUUAAAUUAAAAGUUAUCAAUUAUCAUGUAAGUGAAGAUAAUUUGAAAAAAAUUAAGACUUUUGGUGAUAAAUUUGCUAAAUAUCGUAAUGAAUGUGAAGAAGAAUUGAAAAUUAUAAAGCGAGAAAAGAUUAAUGAUAGCAAUGUAUCAUUUUAUGAUAUUUUGAAUAAAAGUAUUCAUCAGAUCGCAAUAUUUAUGACAAAUAAAGAAAUAAGAGAAAUAGUUUCUGAUACUGAUGAUAUAGAUUCGAAAUACCCGAUUUAUGGACCGAUUAUUAUCUACCGUUUGCGCGAGGGCUUGAUAAGGAAGAAUUUGAUUGACAAAAUACAAGACUUUAUUUUUAAUACUUUCUCAAAAUUGCCGGAUACUUUUGUUAGAAAUAUUUUUAGUUAUUUAAGUCAUGGUGAUAUAGAAGAAUUAUCUGUGCUAUGUACAAAAAAUUCGAUAAAUUAAUUUUAUUGUUAAAUAAUAUUAAAUAUUGAAUAAAUUAGAAUUUUUGACAGAAAAAAAUUUUCUGAGGACUAGAAAAGGGAAAAGAUCCAGUUAUUGACCCUGGUCCAGUUUCUGACCUUUUCAACUUUUUUCUGACUCAAAAAACUAUAGCUUUAAAAAUAAAAUCAAUUCUUCUUUAUUUAUUGUAAUUAAUUCUGAGCCUAAUUAAUGACAAUUUAAAAAACAGAAAAUAUUAACUGAAUAAAAAAAAUGUUUAAGCUAUAAGUGACUGAGGGAGCCAUUUUUUAACUGGAGUCUAAACAGUUUACGUUAGGAGAUACGACGAUUGAAUCUGUGCAUUAAUUAUCAUGUAAAUAAAAAAAUGUAACUAAAAAUAGAUGGAUAAAUCAAUAUUUAAUUAAAAUUUAUUUUAAUACAUUUAUAAAACAUUAAAAUGAGUUUUGUUGGUGAAAUUUGAGGGUCAAUAAUUAGUCUCAAUUUUAAAGGUAUGAUCGAGUUAUUGACCCUAAAAUUCUAACUUACUGCGAGCGAGGUUAUCUGUUUAAUUACAUGUCUAUAAAAUGUAACAAUAUCAAUAUUUAUAGUUUUUUAAAAUUAUUUUCUACUAUUAUUCAUCAUACAGUGAUAAAUUAACAUUUAAUAUUCACUUUUAAAAAUAAAAGAUCAUAAUUAGAUUUUGAAAGUACAUAUUCUUGGAGUGAUGAAAUUAUUAUAAAAAUAAUGUAAAUUUCGAUAGUAUUUAAAUUGUUAUGACUCUUUUAGUUGAGUAAUAUCUUUAUUAUAACAAAAUUAAUUUUUUUAUUGUUUUUUUAUUCAAGAGUUUAAAAAAAAGACAACGAGCUACGAUGAAAAAUAAUAACAGCCGCUAGUUAAAGUAACUUUAAUUAUUUAUAUUUUAAAUAUUGAAAAACUAUGUUUUUGUUAUAAUAAAUAUUUAAUUUAUUUGUCUAAAUAAUAAUUUUAGUUUUUUGAAACUUAGUAAGUACUUCAUAGCCUAAUCAUGGUUUGUGUAAUUUGAAGCCCAGAAACUAGGCCACUGGGGGUCAGAAACUGCGACCUGAAAAAUUCUGAGGGUCAGAAACUGAGUCUGUGAAUGUCAAUUUUUAAAACGUCAAUUUAAAUUAUUAUUCAAUUCAAAUUAUUUUACGCAAAUGACUUUAUUUGAAAAAUCCUAAACUAGUCGAUGAAAUAAUUAUUUUUCUCAUUAAUUUAAAUCUUACAUUAAUUAUUAUAGUAUUACCUCAACUGGCACUCUUAAAAGAUCAGGAACUGGGUCCUUACCUUAUUAAUAAAAAAAAAAAGUUGGUUAUACUGUUUGUCUAUCAAAUUUUCUAUCUGUGCAAAUAUAUUAACUAAUAAUUAAUGGAA
Messenger RNA from Microplitis demolitor, 3183 nucleotides. Its product is annotated as ankyrin repeat and death domain-containing protein 1B. Gene Ontology annotation, cellular component: ciliary inversin compartment. Gene Ontology annotation, biological process: protein localization to ciliary inversin compartment. The record is from RefSeq and is a predicted model, not a curated record. The transcript has 3 exons. Gene Ontology annotation, molecular function: protein binding. Lineage: Eukaryota; Metazoa; Arthropoda; Insecta; Hymenoptera; Braconidae. Bases 577 to 1815 code for a protein of 412 amino acids.